Messenger RNA from Gadus morhua (Atlantic cod), 3497 nucleotides. RefSeq names its product EPS8 signaling adaptor L2 (gene eps8l2). Gene Ontology annotation, molecular function: actin binding. Gene Ontology annotation, cellular component: plasma membrane; ruffle membrane; vesicle. Lineage: Eukaryota; Metazoa; Chordata; Actinopteri; Gadiformes; Gadidae. The record is from RefSeq and is a predicted model, not a curated record. The coding region runs from base 285 to 2354 and encodes 689 amino acids. Gene Ontology annotation, biological process: Rho protein signal transduction; regulation of Rho protein signal transduction; positive regulation of ruffle assembly. The transcript has 21 exons.
CUACCUGAACCACUGGUCUGCUUACUACGUCCGGGACGAGCAGCGAGCCUACAUUUGCAUGCAUAUUGUUUUGUAAUAUUUACAAACAAACCACAACUUCCGAACGAUUUUCUGUAUAAGUAAAUGUCCACGCCACAUCCAGCGCGGUGGACGGUCUCCUGAUUGGCUGGACCCCGAUGGCAGACUGAUGCAUCUGGCUGUUCUUCGUCCUCGCUUAUUCUCCUGAGCAUCCCAGACAGUACCUAAACACUCAAGGCUCUUACUAAAGGUGGAUGUCUUAAACCAUGAGUUUACAUGGAUCUCAGAGACAGGCCAACGGGGUGGCCCGGUCGGACAGCAAGAUCAGCGCCAAGGCCCUCUACGAACAGCGGAAGAAAUACUCCAACUCCAAUGUGAUCAUGCAGGAGACGUCGCAGUAUCACGUUGAGCAUCUCUCCACCUUCAUGAUGGACAAGUCGGAGUCAAUUGCCACCGUGGACGACGCCAUCAAGAAGCUGGUCCUCCUGGACUCCAAGGACAAGAUCUGGACCCAGGAGAUGCUGCUUCAGGUCACAGACAAAGCGGUGCGGCUGCUGGACUGUGACACACAGGAGGAGCUGGAGAACUUCCCCCUACCCACAGUGCACCACUGUCAGCCUGUGCUGAACCAGACCCGCUACCCGUCGGUGCUGCUACUGGUGUGUCAGGACAAGGACCAGCACAACCCCGACAUCCACUUCUUCCACUGCGACGAGGUGGAGGCAGAGAUGGUUCACGCAGACGUUGACAGCGCCAUCGGGGACAACAAGCAUGGCAAGAAAAUGAGGCUGCAGACAUUAAAGGUAAACCAGGAAAAAAUGAAGCGUCAGAGAGAGACCAUUCUCCCUCCCUCGGGCCCUAAGGGCCCGGCCCCCAGCGCCAAGGGACGAGUGGCCGCCACAAGCAUGCAGACUGCAGACCAGCGAGGCUCAGGCCACGAGUCUCAUGAGAAGCUGGCCCAGCGUAUAGAGAAGGACGUGCAAAUCCUUAACUGUGCCCUGGACGACAUUGAGUUGCUGGUGGCGCGCUUGCAGAAGGCUGCGGAGGCCUUCUCCCAGCUCAACCAGCGCAACAAGAGUAAGAAGAAUAAGAAGAAAGGACCAGCAGAGGGCAUGCUGACCCUCAGGGCCAAGCCCCCCACUGAAGCUGACCUUGUUGAUAGUCUACAGAAACUGAAGCUAGCGUUGAACCUCUUGGCCAAGCUGAAGAAGCACAUCCAGAAUCCCAGUGCAUCUGAACUGGUUCACUUCCUCUUCGGGCCGCUGGAGCUGGUGCUCCAGAGCUGUGGUAGUCCAGACCUGGCCCGCUCCAUCAUUGCGCCCCACUUGUGCCGGGACACAGUGGACUUCCUGCGGGGGAACCUCUCCCCUAAGGAGAUGACCAUCUUUGAGCUGCUGGGCGAGGGAUGGACGAGGCCCAGAGCAGACUGGCCGAGGGACCAGUGUGCCCUCCCUUACUACCCCAAAUUCCGGAAUGGAUGGGAACCCCCCGCGGAGCACUUCAAGGUGUCGCCAUGGGAGACAGAGGGACCCACAGGGCCACCUAUGUCUCCCACCCCCCCGGACUACAAGAAGCAGUCCUCUGGGGAGUAUUAUGGAACUCAUUCGUCCAAUUCAUCAAAUGGGUCUUAUAAUGGGAUGCCACCCACCCGCAGAUACGCCAAGAUCCGCUACCACUUCGUCGCUCGCAACGCCAAUGAGCUGUCAGUGCUGCAGGACGAGGUGCUCGAGGUGAUAGAGGAUGACAAGCAGUGGUGGAAGUUGCGGAACCGAAGUGGGCAGUCCGGCUACGUCCCCUACAACAUCCUGGACGUGGUGAAGCUGGAGGACCCACAGGCCAUGCAAGACACCUUCCAGCCCGGUCAGGGCUACAGAGGGCCAGCCCCUACAAGUCCCAUGGGCCCUGGGGGGGACAGUUUCGGCGUUGCGAGACACAAAGACAAGGUGAUAUCGCACCAGAUGGAUGAGGUCAACGAUGAGCUGCUGAAGAGAAUCACCACAAACAAGAGCCAGCCGCCCGCCAGGAACUUCCGCGUGGAGCGCUCCGGCGGGAGCAGCAUCCCGCUGACCUUCGACUCCAGCCCCCAGCAGGUCACCGCAUGGCUCACCGCAAAGUUCAGCAAACCGACGGUGGAGUGCCUAGGCAUCCUGACCGGGGCGCAGCUGUUCUCCCUGAACAAGGAGGAGCUGAAGGCCGUGUGCGGGGACGAGGGAGCCCGGGUCUACAGUCAGAUCACUGUGCAGAGGGCACAGCUGGAGAAGAGCACUGGGGACUCAGAACUUGAGGAGAUCAUGAAGAGAAGACAGGAGAAGAUUGGCUCCACCAGUGAGGACUGAACCCACCCACUUCACCAGUAGCCAAUAACAGCUCUGCACGGCUGGUCAUUGUUCCACCAGUCCCAUCUAUUCAGAGCUUACCAUUUAAGCAAAACUAUUUACAUGUCUUCACAAAGACACACCCUACAGUAGAAUAUACCGAAUUGGUGUUGUACAAAUUGUAAUUGAAUAUUUAUUUUGUAUCACUGAUAAAUAUAAGUUUUCAAUUGUUUUCUUAUGUUCUUGCCUUUUUCUUCCUACCUUAUAACCGUGUACUGUUGCUUGAAUAAGUGUGUGUUGUAUAAAAUAGAGAACACAACGCAAUUGACUGUUGAAUGUGUGUGUGUGUGCGUGUGUGUGUGUGUGUGCGUGUAGGUGUGUGUGUAAUUGUAGGUGUGGCGGUGUGUGUGUGUGUGUGUGUGUGUGUGUGUGUGUGUGUGUGUGUGUGUGUGUGUGUGUGUGUGUGUGUGUGUGUGUGUGUGUGUGUGUGUGUGUGUGUGUGUGUGUGUGCAUGAAAUUAAUGAAAUAUAUGUGGGCAAGAGACAUUUGCGCAUACACAGAAUAAUAAUUAGCAAUGGUGUUUACUAAAUAACAUGUAAUUAUUAACCAAUCAUUGCAUAACCAAAAUUCCUGUGCCAGAAUCUAUUACAUACCAUACCAUUCCAAUAUAUUUUAAUUGAUCAUUGCUUUCAUGUGAUUACUGUUUACAGACAUAAUUUUAUAGCAAAACAUGUUAAAGUUAUGUGUCAUUCUAGGUUGAAAGCAAUAUAUUCAUGUCAUGUGAUAUUUGCUACAUUAGUGAAAUAAUUAGGGUGCAUAUCCUACUGGUACAUUUCUAUUUUCCUUACAUCUGUUUCUGAACCUCUCAGAAUCAGGCAUAACAGGGGCUCUUAAAGGCAAGUCGUUUUAGAAGGGAAAUUGCAUGUCUUGUGGGAGUUAUUAUUGUGCUUUUUUUUGCAGCAUGUGGGGCACUCAUCAUGAAAUACUCAACACAUAAUGUAACAUGAGCUUGAUUCACUGAGAAAAUGUAAUUUUCUUUUCAAAACAAGUGUUAAAUAGGUGUUGGUUCAAAAAGAGGUUAAGCCAAAUAAAGAAGGCUGAUGUAAAUAGGAGGAUAAAAUGAGUUGAAAAAUAAUAUCUUAAUAAAAAUGAAUAAUGCUCAAG